This is a messenger RNA of Hyla sarda, 1523 nucleotides long. RefSeq names its product capping actin protein of muscle Z-line subunit beta (gene CAPZB). The transcript has 9 exons. Gene Ontology annotation, molecular function: actin filament binding. The record is from RefSeq and is a predicted model, not a curated record. Gene Ontology annotation, biological process: barbed-end actin filament capping; cell morphogenesis; negative regulation of filopodium assembly. Gene Ontology annotation, cellular component: cytoplasm; F-actin capping protein complex. NCBI's taxonomy places the organism in Eukaryota, Metazoa, Chordata, Amphibia, Anura, Hylidae. The coding region runs from base 182 to 1000 and encodes 272 amino acids.
UGAGAGGAGAAGCUCUGAUUGGCUGACGGCGCCGGCGGUGGGCGUGUCCGGAGCUCAGGAACUGCUGACCCGGAUGUUCACUCCUAGGUCCUGAGGAAGUGGAGGCGCCGCCGGGCCUACGGGGCACAGCGAUACCGAACCGUCACCGCACCGGAGAGCCCGGCCCUCACCCACCGCAGCCAUGAGUGACCAGCAGCUGGACUGUGCCUUGGAUUUAAUGAGGCGUCUCCCCCCACAACAGAUCGAGAAGAACCUCAGUGACCUCAUUGAUUUGGUCCCCAGUCUCUGUGAAGAUCUCUUGUCCUCGGUGGAUCAGCCCCUGAAGAUCGCUCGGGAUAAGGUGGUCGGGAAGGAUUAUCUGCUUUGUGACUAUAACAGAGAUGGCGACUCUUACAGGUCACCGUGGAGCAAUAAGUACGACCCGCCCCUGGAGGAUGGAGCCAUGCCGUCCGCUCGUCUGCGCAAGCUGGAGGUGGAAGCCAACAACGCCUUCGACCAGUACCGAGACCUGUACUUUGAAGGUGGCGUCUCCUCCGUCUAUCUCUGGGAUCUGGACCACGGAUUCGCCGGCGUGAUCCUUAUCAAGAAAGCUGGAGACGGUUCCAAGAAGAUCAAGGGAUGCUGGGACUCCAUCCACGUGGUGGAAGUGCAGGAGAAGUCGAGUGGCCGCACGGCUCACUACAAGCUGACCUCCACCGUCAUGUUGUGGCUGCAGACGAACAAGAGCGGCUCCGGGACCAUGAACCUGGGCGGGAGCCUCACCCGGCAGAUGGAAAAGGACGAGACCGUGAGCGACUCCUCCCCACACAUAGCAAAUAUCGGGCGGCUGGUAGAGGACAUGGAGAACAAGAUCCGGAGCACGCUCAAUGAGAUUUACUUUGGGAAAACCAAGGACAUAGUCAACGGGCUCAGGUCCGUCCAGACGUUAGCAGACAAAUCGAAACAGGAGGCUUUGAAGAACGACUUAAUGGAGGCUCUGAAGAGAAAGCAGCAAAGUUAAACGUCCCCCUCCCCCCUUUUCAUUUCUUAUGUCCCCCCCCCCCCCGGCCCCCCCUCAGUCAGGCUCCGUUUUUUUAUGUUAAUUUUUUUUGCCCCUUCCCGGCCGUCCGUCGCCCCUCAUCUGUGUCUGCAUCACUUACAUAUUCAGCACCGUCUGCUCCUGUAUGAACCCGUCACAGUCCGGGGUCCUUUUUUUCCCCUCCCCCGUGUUAUAUACCGCCGCACACCCGGCUCCGCCCUCCGCAGCGCCACCAAUGGUUACCUCCUAUGGGAGAAUAGACGGAUCUGUCCUGGAGGGCGGGAGAAGAGACUUUGAUGUUUUCAUCAUGGGAUCCCCGUGGCCCCCGACUUCUGCCCCCCCUCCCCCGACUUUUGCCCCCGAUUCUGAUUUUUCCUGGUGACUGUCUGGGGAAUGCGUAGGGUAUGUUUAUUUUUUUUUGAUUUGUUAUAUAUAUAUUUUUUGUAAAGCUUUAAGUCUUCUAUAUGAGCCUUCCUGUACUAACAAUAAAAUGAUUAUAAAUAUC